Bombyx mandarina (wild silkworm) is the source of this 1725-nucleotide messenger RNA. RefSeq lists its product as uncharacterized. NCBI's taxonomy places the organism in Eukaryota, Metazoa, Arthropoda, Insecta, Lepidoptera, Bombycidae. Gene Ontology annotation, molecular function: protein binding. The record is from RefSeq and is a predicted model, not a curated record.
GUUUUUAUUUGACAUUCGAUUUGUUUGCGGUGUUGUUUUUUUUUUAAAGCAUCCGUACAGGAAACCCAAUCGUAUCGAUUCGUUUUUCGGUAAAAUUGACACAAUAAGGAUGUCUUCGGAAACCAGAACCCGUGUGCAACAAAACGAUUUGCUUCUUCACGAGGCCGUGAUCAAGAAUGAGCCGACGGCUGUGAGAGAAGCGCUGAAGAGACCGACGGACGUCAACUGUAGGAACAACUACGGGAGGGCGCCAAUACACUGGGCCGCCAGCCGUGGGAACGUUGAAAUAAUCAACUUACUUAUCGAAGCCAAGUGCGAUAUAGAAGCUGCUGAUAAGUUCGGGAUGCGCCCGUUGCUGAUGGCGGCUUGGCAUGGCCAUCUAGACGCCGUGAAAUCUCUAGUCAAGGCAGGCGCCUGUCUCGCAGCUACUAACAAAAAGCAUAAUGAUCUCCUGCAAUGUGCGUGUGCCCGUGGCGCCCGCGAUGUGGCGGAAUACGCCCUGUCCCUCGGAGCGCGCGUGCAGACCGCAGACGUCGCUGGAGACGCCCCCCUCGCACAAGCUGCAAGAGCUGGACACGCGGCUGUCGUAGAACUACUCCUGGACAAGGGGGCUGAUAUCGAUGCAGUCAAUAAGAACGGUCGUACGGCUCUACACAUGGCUUGCGAAGGCGGAUACUCCUCAACUGCUAGUCUCCUGGUAUCACGAGGUGCGUCUAAGGAAGCCAGGGACAACGCCGGCAGGACACCAAUACACAUAGCUGCAGUUCACAGACACACGGAGCUCGUGAGGGUCCUUUUGGAGGCGGAAUGCUUCGUCGAUGCGGUUGAUGAUAGCGGUGUGACCGCGCUACAACUGGCGUGUGCACAAGGCUGCCGGGGCAUCGCGGAGCACCUGCUUGAGUUUGGCGCAAAUGUUCACUUACAGAAUAACGUAGGUUCCUCGGCUUUGCACGCCGCGUGCGCCGCCGACGCAAAUGACAUUGUGGAGCUGCUAUUAGCCAACGGAGCAGAUCCCAGCCUCACCGACCAGUGGGCCCGCUCCCCGCUGAGCGUGGCUGGUGGGGCGGCGGCCGACUCGCCUCCGGAAGGGUUCCGACGCGCCGCGCGAGGUUCAUUCUCCGCAAUACUGGACCUCCUUACCGCCACCACCAAUCUGGACCACCACAGCGAUCAACAUUCAGAGGGCGCCACCACUCCUCGCGCGGAGGACAAGUCCGGAGGACGCUCACCGGCCGCGCAUGAGGCCGCGGAGAUCGGCAGCGAGAGGUGAUGGUCGGCCGCCGCGCUGUUGGAGCGUCUCGCGCAGAGAGGACUCGCCGCCGACCCCCGCCUCGCCCUGCCGCCCACAGGGUGCGCCCGAUACCGCGAGCUGUGCUACCGCGCCGCGCACGCCGCGCCCGGGGCUCCGCUGGCCGUCCCCGGGGCGCCGCACACCUGCGACUGCCACAACUGCGCGGCCAGGCGGAACUCCACGCCGCCAUAGCUCACUCGCCGACCGCUACCCAGUUCCAGCGCUCAAUACAGUACUUUACUAUUACUGAUGAUACAGCAUGUUAAAGCCUUAGGGUCCUUUCACACCGAGCGGAUCUACACAGCUAUUACAGAGCUUUAGUGGUAUCAAAAUCCAAGUCAAUAUCUUUAUUAAUGUACUAGCUGUACCCGCCCGUUUCGCUGGGCAUUUAAAAUUAAAUCUCACCCCCACAAAGAUUCUCAUCAUUAACGCCC